AUUAUUUUAUAGAUACUACCUGCUGAAAAAGCUUGCAUUCCAAAAAAUGGGCGCGGGCUGCGCAAAGGAGGCCCCAGCAGCAUCGACUGGCGUGUUGCCACCUGAGCCAAAGCGGGGAGGGGGUGACAGCACAUCAGUAAGUACACCCCGCGGAGAUGAGUCCAAGGAAGCGUCUCCAGCUUCGAAAGCAUCGGCACCGCCCGCGACGACCAGACCGCGCUCUCUUACCAUCGCCCAUUUUAAUGACGUGUACCUCAUUGAACCAAAUGAGCGUGAGCCGGUGGGUGGUGCUUCCCGUCUGGCCACGAAGGUCAAGGAGCUCAAGUCCCACGGCGAUAACCCCCUGGUGCUGUUCAGUGGCGACGCCUACAACCCCAGCCUGAUGAGCACCAUGACCAUGGGCGCCCAGAUGGUGCCCAUCCUCAACGAGAUCGGCGUGCACUGCUCCUGCAUGGGGAACCACGACUUUGACUACGGCCUGCCCAACCUGCUCAAGCUCAACUCGCAGUGCAAGUUUCCCUGGCUCAUGGCCAAUGUGUUGGACAGAGCCACAGGGAAGCCGUACGCAAACGCUGCGGGCACGUGGACGACGGAGUGGAACGGCAUCAAGGUCGGCGUGGUGGGGCUUGUGGAGGAGGAGUGGCUGGACACGCUGGGCGCUGUCAACACGGCUGAGAUGCAGUACCAGGACUUUGUGGCGGUGGGGCGCAAGCUGGCAGCGGAGCUCAAGGCGGAUGGCGCGGAGCUGCUGAUUGCGCUGACGCACAUGCGCGAGCCCAACGACCGCAAGCUCGCAGCCGAAGCCCCCGAGUUCCACCUGGUGCUGGGCGGCCACGACCACCACUACGUGUCGGCUUUUGUAGAGCCGCACAACAACCUGCUAGUCAAGAGCGGCACCGAUUUCCGCGACCUCUCGGUAGUGCGCGUGGAGCUGCCGGGCGGCGACGCGGCGCCCAAGUUGACGCCUGAGCGCAUUUCCAUCGUGUCGGCGGUGCCGGAGGACCCUGCAACCAAGGCGAUUGUGGACGAGUACAUGAAGCUGAUGGGCGAGAAGAUGGACGAGGUGGUGGUGGAGACACUGGAGCCGCUGGACGGCCGCUUCCAGACCGUGCGGACCAGGGAGUCCAACCUGGGCAACUUCGUGUGCGACGUGUGGCGCAAGGCCGCCAACGCCCAGAUCGCCAUCCUGAAUGGCGGCUCGCUACGCUCUGACGCGGUGCACCCGGCUGGCAAGCUCAAAGCGCGCGACUUCGUUGCCAUCCUGCCCAUGGUGGACGAGACGGUUGUGCUGGAGUGCACGGGGGCGCAGGUGGUGGCGGCGCUUGAGAAUGGCGUGUCUCAAUGGCCCAAGCUGGAGGGCCGCUUCCCCCAGACCAGCGGCGUGAAGUUCAAGUUCGACCCCAGCAAGCCGGCCGGAGAGCGCGUCGUGCCCGGCUCGGUGUGCAUUACUGACUUUGACGACACGAUUGAUGAUGAGAAGACGCCCAUCCAGAUGGACAAGAAGUACCGCGUCGCUGUGAAGGAGUACUUGGCAAAGGGCAAGGACGGCUUUGAUGUUUUCACGGAAUGCAAGGUGCUGGUGGACGCCGAGGCGGGUGUGGUGCUGCCCACUGCCCUGAAGAACCACUUCGUGACGCUUGGCGUGCUGAGCAAGUGGAACCAACAGGUCGCGCUCAGUCCGCUCGCGGCGUUCUGGAAGCAGAGGAGCAAGACGCACCACAGCCUGGACGCCAACGGCAGCGCCCACGGCGGCCCGGAGCACAAGCGGGUUCACAACCACGGCGUGGCCGUGCACCACCCCAACGGCGAAGGCUACUGCAUCCAGCCCGUGGUUGAGGGGCGCAUUGUCAACAUCCGCGGGGAGGAUGCGGAAUUUUGGGAGCAGGAGGAGAAGGAGGCGGAGGAGCGGGUGGGCCAGUCCAUGCGGCGGGCACAGGAGGAGGAGGCGGAGGCGCAGCAGCCGCCAGCUGCCCCGUCCAAGGCGGUGGCGGUGGAGGUGGCCGAGGAGGAGGAGACGACGACGGUGCAGCGUUCCGAGGACGCGGCCGAGGAUGAUGUACUAGAGCUGGAGGGGCCGGAUGCAGGGUGUGAUGAGGUGGAAGGGCCGGCAGGGGCAGGGGCGACGGCCAACAAGGACGACGAUGAUGACGUGUUAUAGGAAGCGCCGAAGCCGGGGGCAUGCGGUGGUUUGGACGUUUGUUGUGGGGCCCACCUUCAAGAUAGGCAGUUACAAGAUGUGUGACAUCAAAGUGGCAUUAUGAUGGUUUACAUGCACCGUGCAUCAGUCAUGUGAGGGGGCCCAAGGCAC
Molecule: messenger RNA, 2308 nt
Organism: Chlamydomonas reinhardtii
Lineage: Eukaryota; Viridiplantae; Chlorophyta; Chlorophyceae; Chlamydomonadales; Chlamydomonadaceae
Exons: 18
Coding region: 47-2158 (703 amino acids)
Biological process (GO): nucleotide catabolic process
Molecular function (GO): hydrolase activity
Source: RefSeq, a predicted model, not a curated record